AUGGUGAACAUCGACCUAAACCGCGUUCUGGUCUUGGUGGUAGAUGCUGUCGACCUCGACCCGACAUUGGACUUUGCGGCGGGUACUAUAGCGGGAAUGGCUGCCUUAGUUGUUGGCUAUCCCUUUGACACUGGUGACGUACCUCAGCAUCGACAUAUCGUGAAAGUACGCUUUCAGAGUCCAGCAACACAAGCCAGAUACCGCUCGACGUCCCAUGCCAUAACCACUAUCGUGCGCGAGGAACGCUUCCUGGGUCUCUACAAAGGUAUCUAUUCACCUCUGGCUUCCUGCGCGCUCCUGAACGGCAUCGUAUUCGCGUCAUACCGAUUCUUUCUCCGGCUUCAACUGCAUCAUGCAGGGCAGGUCCCGACGCUCACCCAGAUAGGGCUGGCUGGUGCAGGAUGUGGUGUUGUAUCUGCGUACGUGGCUCUCUCUUCUGUUGCGCGGACCGCCGAGGUGACAUUAAAAUUCAUUACCGCCCCCAUCGAACUCAUCAAGAUUCACCAGCAACAGUCACUCGAACCGAUCCAUAUCCGAGGGUCUACGUCCUCGACUACACCUACGGCUCGAGCUCUGGCUGCCCAAAUAUUCAAAGAGCGCGGAAUAGCGGGCCUGUACCGCGGUAUCACCGCGACUGUCCUACGUGACACAGGGUAUGGAGCAUACUUCCUCGGUUACGAAGCGACAAUCCGCUUCCUCUCACCACCGCUAUCUUCCCCUGCGCACAUGGCUAAUCAAGACCCACUUCUCGCAGAAAUGUCCACAACGCUUUCGUUAUCAUGGGCACCGCUCUUAAUCGCAGGUGGGGUCGCGGGAAUUUUAGGUUGGGUCUGCACUUUCCCUUUCGACAUCGUCAAAACUCGCAUUCAGGGAUCCUUCGAUGGCUCGAUACCCGGUACCCAUCCCCACCCACAUCAGAGUCUAUCAACGUCCCCCUCGCCCACGCCACGACCCACGUCCUCUCCAUCCCCAGUCCGUGCUCCAGCAUCUACAUCACCGCUUCUUCCAAACCCCUCUUCAACACCAAGUGGUGGUGGUGGCGGGAGCGUCAGCACCGACCUUUACCCCUACAGAACGACCUGGUCCACAAUCGUCCACUCGUACCGCACCGAAGGUGUCCGAGUCUUCUUUCGCGGACUCGCACCGACGCUCAUACGCGCUAUACCUGUCAACAUGGUCACAUUCGGGACGUUCGAGGCUAUCGUGCAUGCGUUUUCAUGA
Molecule: messenger RNA, 1221 nt
Organism: Stereum hirsutum FP-91666 SS1
Lineage: Eukaryota; Fungi; Basidiomycota; Agaricomycetes; Russulales; Stereaceae
Product: mitochondrial carrier
Exons: 6
Coding region: 1-1221 (406 amino acids)
Biological process (GO): transport
Molecular function (GO): transmembrane transporter activity
Source: RefSeq, a predicted model, not a curated record